AUGUAUGCUUUUCACCAAGAACAGCAUCUUUAUGCCUUGCAUAUGGCACAAGAAGAAAUGCUAAAAUCUACCCGCGAAAAAAGUUGGGUAAUGACCUCUAAUGAGGCUGGAUUCGUCAAACUUCCCAAUGAACGAAUUCUUUAUACUUCACCCCCUCGAACGAGUUUACAAAUUUCUACAACGACUACCCCUCCUGGCGCAGAGCCAUAUUCAGCCAAAAGUGACGCUGGGGUUGUCUAUAUCAGUAACCAACGAGUAGGUGCAUCUAUUCUGCUUCCGCAUGUUUGGGACUAUUUGCUGAUUCCCGUGAAGAUAAUUUAUCUUCCAAGUACACCUACUCCCGAACUUCAAUCAUUUUCUUCGCCAAUUCUCAACUUGCAAGAUAGCUAUGUUCGUGCGCCAUUCUUCGGCGCCAAUUACUGGACGGCUCUCUGCAAGCCGGUCUCGGGAGGUGGAAUUCCUCCAGACUAUCCAUUGGUUGAGCUUAAGAUGACAUUCAGAGAAGGCGGGGCUUUCGAUUUUCAUUCUUGUUUGGAGCAAAUAAAGGAGCGUCUAUACCAAGUUUAUAGUGUCGCACGCGAACACGGGGGAAGGGGAACGAGUGGAGUAGAUUUGGCGAACAUGGAUUUAGAGCAAUUACCUGCUUAUGAAGCUGCGACAGAGGUUACAGAUGAAGCACCUGAGGUAGCUCGAGAUAGCGGGGUAUCAAGCACAACUGGAAGUUCACGGCCCGAGACCUUCACCGCGCCAGCUGAGCCCCCUCCAGAUUAUGAAGAAGCACAAGCACAAGCCGUUUCGGUGGACCUGGAUCAGCGACUACGAGAGCAGGCCGAGAGACAAUGA
Messenger RNA from Botrytis porri, 843 nucleotides. RefSeq lists its product as uncharacterized. The transcript has a single exon. Bases 1 to 843 code for a protein of 280 amino acids. Gene Ontology annotation, biological process: positive regulation of DNA-templated transcription. Gene Ontology annotation, molecular function: chromatin DNA binding; transcription coactivator activity. NCBI's taxonomy places the organism in Eukaryota, Fungi, Ascomycota, Leotiomycetes, Helotiales, Sclerotiniaceae. The record is from RefSeq and is a predicted model, not a curated record. Gene Ontology annotation, cellular component: nucleus.